AUGGUUUACACUGGUGCACCACAAAACAUUCAAUCUUUUUACAAGUUUACUGAUGAUUGUUCCAAUCCUGAACAAUUUGAGUCUUGGAAACCUAAGAUCAAAGCCUACAGAGAAGCCUUAGACAAGGAAACCUUGAAAGAGUACAGGGUCGAUGAUGUUCCUAAGAAUUUAGAUUCAGAGGUUGUUAACACAGUCGAGUAUCUAAAUACCACAAAAGCACUGUCUGAUAGGGAGAAGGAGAUCACAAACACCUCAGCAUCUGAAUUAGCUACUAAGAUUGCCAAAGCAGAAAUCUCCUCCGUUGAGGUAUUAAAGGCUUUUGCACAUCGUGCUGUUAUUUUACAACAAUUUACCAAUUUCGCAAUGGAAUUUUUCAUUAAUGAGGGAAUUAAAAGAGCACAGGAAUUGGAUGAUUAUUUAGCUCAGAAUGGAAGAACAGUUGGUCCAUUGCAUGGUUUGCCAAUAUCAUUGAAAGAACAGAUUGGUUAUGCAGGCAAAAUCACAAAUGGUGGUUGGGUUGGUUGGUUGGAAAACAUCCCAGAAGAAGAUGCAACUACAAUCAAAGUUUUGAAGAAAUUAGGUGCAACUUUUUACGUCCGUACCAAUCAACCACAAUCACUUAUGCACUUGGAUUCUAACAAUAACAUCAUUGGUAGAAGUAGAAACCCUUACAAUUCAUUAUUAACUCCAGGUGGUUCAUCUGGCGGUGAGGGCGCGUGUGUUGCAGGUCGUGGUUCUGCAAUUGGUGUUGGUACUGAUAUUGGAGGUUCAAUUAGAGCUCCUGCAGCAUUUUCUGGUUGUUAUGGUUUGAAACCAACAUCGAGAAGAAUUUCAUGUUUUGGUGGUGUUUCUUCUGGUAAGGGGCAAGAAUCUGUUGUUGCAGUUUGUGGUCCAUUGGCUAAUUCAGUUGAAGACAUUGAGUUAUUCAUGAAGUCUUACAUCAAUGAGGGUAAGCCUUGGGAUGAUGAUCAAUGGUGUAUACCUGUUGUUUGGAGAGAUGUUGCAAAGCCAGAACCCAAGGAAAUCACCGUUGCAAUUAUGUAUGAUGAUGGUAAAGUCAAACCACAUCCUCCACUACAACGUGGCUUGAAGUACGUUAAGGAAAAGUUAACAGAGGCGGGUGUCAAGGUUAUUGACUUUAAACCAUUAGAGAUUGAAGAGGCUUUUGAAUUAGUCAACGAAAUGUACAGUUGUGAUGGAAACUAUGCACAAAAGGAAAUGAUUCGUGCCUCUGGUGAACCACUUUUACCAUUGACUAAGUGGGCAUUAUCAUUUGGUAAUGGCGACAAAAUGUAUACAGCAAGUGAGAAUCGUGAACUGAACUACAGAAGAGAUGCAUUGAGAAAGAAGUAUAACGACUAUUUUGUCAAAGAGAAAGUUGAUUUUAUCAUUUCUCCAGUCAAUGUUGGCUGUGCACCUGUUUGUAUUGAAGAUGGUAUUGCAGGUCCAUACUAUUGGGGAUACACUUCUUUGUUUAAUGUUUUAGAUCUACCUACAUUGACUUUCCCAACAGGUUUAUAUCAAGAUCCAAAGGUUGAUGUGAAGGACGAAAGUUAUGUUCCAAGAUCUGAAAUUGAUAAGAUUGAGCAAGACAAGUACAUACCAGAAUUGUUUAAAGGUGCUCCAAUUUGUUUCCAAUUAACUACGAGAAGAUAUUGUGAUGAGGAGACUGUUGCUUUUGGUAAAAUUUUGCAAGACAUAUUUUAA
Molecule: messenger RNA, 1707 nt
Organism: Pichia kudriavzevii
Lineage: Eukaryota; Fungi; Ascomycota; Pichiomycetes; Pichiales; Pichiaceae
Exons: 1
Coding region: 1-1707 (568 amino acids)
Source: RefSeq, a predicted model, not a curated record